Molecule: messenger RNA, 1695 nt
Organism: Aureobasidium uvarum
Lineage: Eukaryota; Fungi; Ascomycota; Dothideomycetes; Dothideales; Saccotheciaceae
Source: the annotation of a GenBank genome assembly
AUGGCUGAUAACAAGACAACUGAGUUUAGCCAUCUUCCNCUGGCUACUAACAAAGCUAUGGAAUGCGCUCUGACACUGCUGUCGUGCGCCUACCUGAACAAAGGCAGUGCCUUUACCGAAGAGGAGCGUGAUGACUUCGAUCUCAUCGGUCUGCUACCAUCCAAUGUUCAAACUCUCGAUGAGCAAGUCAAGAGAGCAUAUUCUCAGUUCAAGUCGAGAUCAGACAAUCUCGCAAAGAAUACCUUCAUGACCAGUCUGAAGGAGCAGAACGAAGUACUCUACUACAAACUGAUCCAAGAUCACCUCAAGGAGAUGUUCCCUAUCAUCUAUACACCUACAGAGGGUGAAGCUAUCAGCAACUACUCGACCCUCUUCCGUCGCCCUGAAGGUUGCUUCCUCAAUGUCAACGAACCGGAGAAGGUUGAGCAAAGUAUGUCACAGUGGGGUGGUCCUGACGACAUCGAUCUUAUCGUUGUCAGUGAUGGCGAGCAGAUUCUGGGCAUUGGCGACCAGGGAGUAGGAGGUAUCCUGAUCUCCGUCGCAAAACUGGCUAUCUACACUCUCUGUGCUGGAAUCCACCCUCACCGCACGCUUCCCGUAGUGCUGGAUGCUGGCACCAACAACAAGGACUUCCUCAAGGACGAUCUGUAUCUCGGUCUUCGUCAGGAGAGAGUGAGGGGAGAGAAGUAUGACAAGCUUGUCGACACCUUUGUUAAGACAGCAAGGAAGCAAUACCCUAACGCGUACAUCCACUUUGAAGACUUCGGCCUACCCAACGCUCGUCGCAUCUUGGACGAGUACACCCCUAAAAUUGCUUGCUUCAACGACGACGUCCAAGGCACUGGAUGUGUUACCUUGGCUGCAAUCUACGCUGCCCUCAAGGUCGCAAAACUUGAGAUGAAGGACAUCCGUGUCUUGAUAUCUGGNUGUGUUGACAAACCUGGUCUACUCUUGCAAUCAAUGAAGGACGAUUUGACGCCAGCCCAGCAUCCGUACGCUCGCGAUGAUGAGGAAUGGAAAGGUAAAAAGCACGACGACUUGCUCGAGAUCGUGCGCGAAGUCAAGCCUCACAUCCUGAUCGGUACAUCCACCAAGCCCAAGGCUUUCACGGAGGAGGUGAUCAAGGAGAUGGCCAAGCACACUGACCGCCCUAUCAUCUUCCCUCUGUCAAACCCUACCAAGCUGCACGAAGCGGACCCCAACGAUCUUUUCAAGUGGACAGAAGGCAAGGCCCUCAUGGCAACCGGAUCACCUUUCGAUCCAGUCGAGUACAAUGGCACGAAGUACGUUGUCGCAGAAUGCAACAACAGCACGACAUUCCCCGGCAUUGGACUGGGAGCCAUCUUGUCCAGAACCAAGCUCAUGUCGCCACCUUUGUUGGUCGCAGCAACCAAGGCGCUCGCAGCUCAAGCACCAGCGCUCAAGGACCCCAAUGAUGGACUGUUGCCAGAUGUGACCAAUGUUCGCGAGAUCAGUGUCAAGAUUGCAGCAGCAGUGAUCAAGAAGGCAAGGGAGGAGAAGCUGACCCAACAAGAAGGUAUUCCUGAGAAGGACGAGGAGCUAGAGCAGUGGAUCAGGGCUCAGAUGUGGGAUGCCGAGUACAGACCUUUGAAAAGGAUUGAACACCAACAAGCGACACGUCACGCAAAGGGCGAGGCUGGCACCAAGGGAAAGACAUCGAAGAAGUCGAACUAG